Messenger RNA from Sphenostylis stenocarpa, 516 nucleotides. Lineage: Eukaryota; Viridiplantae; Streptophyta; Magnoliopsida; Fabales; Fabaceae. The record is from the annotation of a GenBank genome assembly.
AUGGGAUUUCCGGUUGGGUAUCCGGAGGUGCUGGUUCCGAAACUCUUCCUCCACGUGCUCUCUCUCCUCGCGUGGCUCCGCUCGCUCGUCACUGCGCUCUUCCGCCUCCUCCGCCUCUCCGACCUCCUCGACACCGACUCCGCCUCGCUCGCCUGGCCUCCGGAGUCCCCGUCGCCGCGCGUCCCGACGCUCUCCGCACUCCUCAUCCGCGAGUUUCUUCCCGUGGCGGCGUUCUGCGACCUCUCCGGCGCUGGCGAUUGUCCUCCCUCGCCGACGGGAUGCGCUGUGUGUUUGAGCGAGUUCUGCGCGGAGGAGGAAAUCAGGUGCAUGGAGAACUGUAAGCACAUGUUCCACCGCGCGUGUGUGGACCGUUGGAUCGAUCACGAUCAGAAGACAUGUCCUUUGUGUAGGACACCGUUCGUGCCCUACCACAAGCUGGAGGAGUAUAACCAGCGACUAUGGGCAGCUUCUGGAAUUGCGCAGUUUUAUCAAGAGGAUUACACACCUUCUAUCUGA